Messenger RNA from Megachile rotundata (alfalfa leafcutting bee), 961 nucleotides. RefSeq names its product deoxycytidylate deaminase. Gene Ontology annotation, cellular component: cytoplasm. Gene Ontology annotation, molecular function: dCMP deaminase activity; zinc ion binding. Gene Ontology annotation, biological process: pyrimidine nucleotide metabolic process. Lineage: Eukaryota; Metazoa; Arthropoda; Insecta; Hymenoptera; Megachilidae. The record is from RefSeq and is a predicted model, not a curated record.
UUCAUAAACUUUAUACGUGUUUUGUAAAUAAAAAUAGUUUUAUUAAAAAAAUGGCACAAAAUGAAGCUUCUACAAAAAUAAUACAAAAUGAUACUACUGUACAAACUAAUUCUGAAGGGAAUAAAAACAAAAGGUACUUAGAUUGGGAUGAAUAUUUUAUGGCAAUUGCCUUUUUGGCUGCAAAACGUAGUAAAGAUCCAAGGACUCAAGUUGGGGCUUGUAUUGUAAAUAGUGAAAAAAGAAUUUUAGGUAUUGGAUACAAUGGAAUGCCUACUGGCUGUAGCGAUGAUGAAUUUCCUUGGGGAAAGGAUUAUGAUGAUAAAUUAAAAGAUAAAUCUUAUUAUGUAUGUCAUGCAGAAGUUAAUGCUAUUUUAAAUAAGAACUGUAGUGACGUUCGAAAUUGUACCAUAUAUGUUGCUCUUUUCCCGUGCAAUGAAUGUGCUAAAGUAAUAAUACAAUCUGGAAUAAAAUUAGUUAUAUAUAUGUCUGAUAAACAAGCUCAUAAAAAGAAAACCAUAGCUGCAAAACGAAUGUUUCAGGCUGCAGGUGUUCAAUACAGACAAUAUAUUCCAAGGAAUCAAAAAAUUGUAAUUGAUUUUUCUGAGAUAAAAGGUACAAGUGACAAAGUUCAAGAUCUCUCUAAUUCAAAGACAGUUGAUAACAUAUCUCAAAAUUUUGAGAAGAUAAUUUUAUGACAAGAAUAAUAUAACAAUAAUAAUGGUAAUGUUUAUAGUAAAAAAUGUCCUUAUGUAUGUAUUCAUGAUUUAUUUAAUUUUCUUUGUGACAUUUUGUAAAGUCAGAUUGUAACUAAUAUUAAUUGUUUGGUAACGCAUGAAAAUAUGGCUCAUGGUAUUAUUGAGUAUGUAGUAUAACAUUUUCACGUUGACUUAUUUAGUCAAAAGAAUAAUUACUAUUAUUUACAUAUAAAAUUGUAUUAGAAUUAGGUACAGAUGGAAAUGAA